CACCUCAACCGAUAUGGAUGGAGAACGAUGAGCUGCUGCAUAAAAUUUUCACAAAGAAGCAGCAACACGAAUACGCGCAUCGCCAGCAGCUGCAGAGAUCUGCCAAAAAGCUAAACAAGAAAGCUGUUUCGCCACCGACGCCGGCACCCUACUUUGAGAACUCCACGCAGAGAAGUGUUGUCGUUGCUGUCGGACGCACUGCAAAAUUACAUUGUCGUGUACGAAAUUUGGGGGAUCGCGCAGUCACUUGGAUACGUCAACGCGACUUACACAUCCUGACCAUCGGCGUGAUGACCUACACAAAUGACCAGCGCUUUGAGGCUUUGCAUUGUGAGGACUCCGUUGAGUGGUCGUUGAAAAUUGCAUCUGUGCAGCUGCGAGACUCUGAUGUGUAUGAAUGCCAAGUUUCGUCGGAGCCGAAAAUUAGUCAGGCCUUCGAGCUGAACGCUUUGGGUGAGUAG
Messenger RNA from Rhagoletis zephyria (snowberry fruit fly), 461 nucleotides. RefSeq lists its product as uncharacterized. Gene Ontology annotation, biological process: synapse organization. The record is from RefSeq and is a predicted model, not a curated record. Gene Ontology annotation, cellular component: neuron projection membrane. Lineage: Eukaryota; Metazoa; Arthropoda; Insecta; Diptera; Tephritidae.